This is a messenger RNA of Poecilia latipinna (sailfin molly), 3116 nucleotides long. It is a transcript of the gene exosc1, whose product is annotated as exosome component 1. NCBI's taxonomy places the organism in Eukaryota, Metazoa, Chordata, Actinopteri, Cyprinodontiformes, Poeciliidae. The coding region runs from base 42 to 656 and encodes 204 amino acids. The record is from RefSeq and is a predicted model, not a curated record. Gene Ontology annotation, cellular component: nuclear exosome (RNase complex); cytoplasm. The transcript is spliced from 8 exons. Gene Ontology annotation, molecular function: RNA binding. Gene Ontology annotation, biological process: RNA processing.
AACCGUCCAAUCAGAAUCUAGACCAGCCUUCUUCAUAGCCAAUGAGGUUGCUCUGUGCUCUUCCCGAAAACAUGUCGCCCCUGAGAUUGUGUGUCCCAGGUGAGAAACUAUGCAGUGUAGGAGACUGUAAUCAAGGCACCGGAGUGUAUCAGCGACAUGGCUACAUCUACUCCUCCCUCGCUGGCUACGUAAUGAGGAAGAACGAGGGAGAGGAGCUGCCGGUGAUCUCAGUGGUGAGGGAAACUGAAGCACUGCUGCUGCCAGACGUUGGAGCCAUCGUCACCUGCAAGGUGACUGGCAUCAACUCCAGGUUUGCGAAGGUCCAUAUCCUCUAUGUGGGGUCCACUCCACUGAAAGACCGCUUCAGAGGGACCAUCAGAAAGGAAGACGUGCGAGAGUCGGAGAAAGACAAGGUGGACAUAUACAAAAGCUUCAGACCUGGUGACAUUGUCCUGGCAAAAGUCAUUUCGCUCGGGGACGUUCAGUCUACCUACCUGUUAACAACAGCUGAGAACGAGCUGGGCGUGGUGGUGGCUCACAGCGAAGCAGGUGCCCAGAUGAUUCCCAUCAGCUGGCGUGAGAUGCAGUGCCCGCAGACCAACGCCAAGGAGUUUCGUAAAGUGGCCCGAGUUCAGCCCGAGUAUCUGGAAGCCUGAGAGACCCUGAAAGUCUGUCGCAGCACCAACAAGCGACUCCUUUCGUCAAGCGGCCUCCCAACUCUUUCCCUGGGUGACAUGUGGUUCCUGGGCUACUUCUCAUAUCGGCUCAUUAAGUGUCUUAACGGCUUUACUUCUGCACGUUUUUCAUUGUGCUGGAUUGAACCCAGAGAGCUCAGUUUAUCUUUAUCAAAGGUCGGUUUGGCGGUUGCCAAGAUUUUACAAAAUCAAAAAAAAAAAAGGGUCAUUUUUGCACCAAGAGAGAAGUUUCUGUUCCAAACGCAGGAUCAGGGUUGUAUCGAUGCGUAUUAUGGCAGCAUCAGCCAGAACCGUCUUUGCCACCGUUUUGCUGGAAGAUGAAACUGUGUUACUGAUAAAAUCCAAAUUUCAGAGCCUCUUCUGCAGAGGCCAGGUCUAGACUCUUAUUGUAAUUAAAUUAAUUAUCAGCCCUGUCUGUUUUAACCCAGGGUGGAUUUAUAUUUUGGAUUUCUGGCCCUUGUGAGUUUGGAAUAUUUUAAACUGUCAUACAAAAAAUUUAUAAUAACAUAAAGCUAGUCAUUGCUGAACAUCUAGCAAAGUUUUCUGCCAAAUAAGUUUUAAAAAAAAAAAGUUUUAUUCCAAACCAACAACGUACCGGGGAUUUCUAAAGUCAUCUCACCGCUUUGAACAGUUUCAAAUCUUCACUUACCACAAUAUGUAAAGCAUUUAAUUAGGAAUUUAUGAGAUCGACAAAAAGUCUUGCAGUAAAGAGAAAUGGAAAGAAAAUGAUGCAUGCUUACAAAUAAAACAUCUGAAAUGUGUGGCGUACAUUUGGAUUCAGCACCCUUCACUUUGAUACGACCUCCGCCUAAAAAUACAGAGCAACAAGUCGCCUUCAAACGUCCCCUGACAGGUAAAUGGAGGUCGUCUGUGUGAGAUUUAAUGUCGGUGUGAAUCCAAAGGAAGGCAGAUUCAAAAGCGCGCCGCACCUUUCAGAUGUUUUAUUUGAAAACGUUUUGAAACCCAUGCAUCGUUUUUAUUUCACUUUAAGAUUAAGCACCACUUUGUGUUGGUUUAUCAUAUUAAAAGCCAGUAAAAAUCCACUGAAACUCGUAGUUGCAAUGCGAGAAGAUGCGAAAGCUCGCUGUACCUGAAACCAUUUUUGCACAAUUUUCUUUAAAUCAGCGGGUCUCAAACCGCGUUCCUCGAGGGCCGGUGUCCUCCACGCUUGAACUAAACGGCUCAAUCGCCUCGCUAACAUGCAGUGAAGCUCUACAGAUUAGCGGACGAUCUAAUAUUGGAGUCAGGCGUGCUGAAGCAGAGAGACGUGUACAAGUCGCAGGACACCGGCCAUUGAGGACCGGAGUUUGAGCCCGCUGCUUCAUGGGGAAAGGUCAGGUUUUAUUUGGGGUCAAAUGGAGUAAUUCUCUGUUAAGAACUGUUCCAUUAAAAGUGAAAUUUCUGCCACCUGGAAUAAGUCAGGCUUCAAAUGUGAGUGCUGUGUUCUGAAUUUCUACGCUGCAUCGUUUGGUCGACCGUAACAUUGUAACACAGAACGUGUCGACAUGGACUGCGGUCUGUGCUCCAACCAUACACUAAUGGUUUCAACAUGGACGGUAAUAAAAAAACAAAGACAAGGUAAAUUUAAAGGGCGCCUCUUUAACCUCGGUGAGGUUCUGCCGAGCGCCUUCUUUUACACACGCUCUCAUUUUAUACUGCUUUUAUAUGCGUAUAUACGAGAUGUAUAUAAGCGUAUCAAAGGGGAAUCAGGUGGUCAGUCCUGCUCAGGGACGCUUCGGCACCCUGUUCCCCAACCUUCUAAUUGGAAGAAGAUUACCCUGCUGUGGGUAAUGGAUGCAAUGUGUUAAAGCAACACGCUCACUUGAAGCAUUCUGCUUCAGUAGACUUGCAAGGUGGAAAGUUUCUCCUGAAUGGGCCUUUUCUGAGUAUUUACACGUCUUUCCUGACUGCUGUCUAUUGUUCCAAUACUCCAUUAAACCCCAUCAAAAAAUACUGAAACCCCUCAUUAAUUAAUUUACAAAAUUAAAUGAAAACAAAUUCGUCUUAAAACCUUAAAGUGGUUGGAACUUGGAUUUUUAUAACACAGGUUUUCUGUAUAAAGACAUGAAUUAGCAGUAGGCAUCUUUCCUGCAGAUUGUGCAGAUUCUGUGGCUGAUCUGUCGAUAGGAAUUUACAGAAAGAUGAUCCAUGUCGUAUAGCCUGUAUUUUUUGUAUCCUUGCAAGACUUUCUGUAUUUUUAAAGUGGAACUGGAAAGCCUAAAGCAAAGUGACUUUAACAAGGCUGCUAUGCUUGGAACACAAUGAAACACAAUGUAUGAUUCCAGCACAAUGUUCCCGCUGAAUGUCUGUGAGCCAUCACUAACAAACUUGAUUUUCUGCUUUUCUUAAAGUGAUCUUUUUCUUUUAUUAUUCUGUCCCUGACUGCUAAUGUGCAGGAUUGAAAUUAAAUGACUAUCAGAG